GGAGGCGGGCUCUCCGCGGGCAACCUCUCGCUCAGUUUUCUGGCUCAGAUCUGGGACCCAUUUCCCGCCCUCACAGACCUAAUCAAGAAAUGGAAACUGAACCAGUUUCCAUGCAGAAGGUGCCUGCACCCACUGGAUCUCCCUGUCGACAACAGGACUCUGCCCUGACCCCCACGCCCACCAUGCCUCCCCCAGAGGAACCCUCCGAAGACUAUGAACACAGCCAAAGCCCUGCAGAGCAAGCCAUACAGGAGGAAUUUCAGUUUCUGCGCUGCCCGAGCUGCCAGGCCCAAGCCAAGUGCCCCAAACUGCUGCCUUGUCUGCACACGCUGUGCUCCGGAUGCCUGGAGGCGCCUGGCCUGCAGUGCCCCAUCUGCAAGGCGCCUGGGCCGGCUGAUGCUAAUGCGGAGGCCCUGGAUAAUGUGUUCUUCGAGAGCCUGCAGCGGCGCCUGGCGGUGUUCCGGCAGAUCGUAGAUGCGCAGGCUGCGUGCACCCGCUGCAAAGGCUUGGCCGACUUCUGGUGUUUCGAGUGUGAACAGCUCAUUUGCAGCAAGUGCUUCGAAGCACACCAGUGGUACCUCAAGCAUGAGGCCCGGCCCCUGGCCGAGCUCCGUGACAGUUCAGUGAGUGGCUUCCUCGAUAGUACGCGCAAGUCCAACAUCUUCUGCUCCAAUACCAACCACCGCAACCCAGCGCAGACUGACAUCUACUGCCGAGGCUGCGCCAAGCCUCUGUGUUGCUCAUGCGCGCACCUGGACCGCAACCACAGCGAUCUCCAUUGCAAUAUUGGUGAGGAGAUUCAGCAGUGGCAUGAGGAGCUAGGCACCAUGACACGGACUCUGGAGGAGCAGGGCAGAACCUUCAACAGUGCCCAUACACAGAUGUGCAAAGCCAUAGGACAGCUGGACCAAGCACGCGCAGACAUUGAGAAGCAGAUCCACGCACGCGUGCGCCAGGUGGUAGACUACGUGCAGGCUCAGGAGCGCGAGCUGCUCGAGGCGGUGAAUGACCGCUACCAGCGCGACUACCAGGAAAUAGCUGGCCAGCUGAGCUGCCUGGAAGCUGUGCUGCAGCGCAUCCGCACUAGUGGGGCGCUGGUCAAGAGGAUGAAGCUCUAUGCCUCCGACCAGGAAGUGCUGGAUAUGCACUGCUUUCUGCGCAAGGCACUCUGCAGCUUGCGCCAGGAGGAGCCCCAGAACCAGAAAGUCCAGCUGCUCACCAGAGGUUUCGAGGAGUUCAAGUUGUGCCUGCAGGACUUCAUCUCCUGCAUCACCGAGAGGAUAAAUGCAGCUGUAGCUACGAGAGCCAGCCCAGAGGCAGCCAGCAAUCAACCAGAGGCAGCCAGCACUCACCCAGUGACAGCUAGCACGCCUGAGGACUCGAUUGACCUUGAGCAGCCCAAAGAAGUGCAGAGGGUACAGGCUCAGGCCCUAGAGCUGUCUAAGACCCAACCUGUGGCUAUGGUAAAAACAGUGCCUGGAGCACACCCUGUACCAGUAUAUGCCUUCUCUAUGCAAGGCCCCACCUACAGAGAGGAGGCUUCUCAGACAGUCGGAUCCAUGAAGAGGAAGUGCUCCCACGAAGAUUGCUCCAGGAAGAUCUUCAAGAUGGAGUCCAUAGAGGAGAAUGAGGGCAGGUUGGCCACAAGCCUCCCCGAGCAGCCCUGGCCCGGCACUUCCAAGGCCACCUCCCCUCCACAUCUGGAUGGGACUUCCAGCCCUGAGAGCACUGUCCCUGAAAAAGAGAUCCUCCUGCCCAACAACAAUCAUGUUACCGGUGACACAGGGGAAACAGAGGAGCGAGUCGUGGUGAUCAGCAGCUCAGAGGACUCAGACACCGAGAAUCUGUCCUCCCACGAGUUGGACGAUAGCGGCAGUGAGUCCAGCAGCCUGCAGCUGGAGGGCCCCAAUUCCCUCAAGGCCUUGGAUGAGAGCCUCGCCGAACCCCACUUAGAAGACAGGACCCUGGUUUUCUUUGACCUCAAGAUUGACAAUGAAACCCAGAAAAUUAGCCAGCUGGCAGCGGUGAACCGGGAAAGCAAGUUCCGUGUGCUCAUCCAGCCCGAGGCCUACAGUGUCUACUCCAAGGCUGUCUCCCUGGAGGCGGGGCUACUGCACUUCCUCAACUUCCUCACCACCAUGCACCGUCCCAUCUUGGCGUGUCCAAGGCUGUGGGGGCCCGGACUCCCCAUCUUCUUCCAGACCCUGAGUGAUAUUAAUAAGCUGUGGGAAUUCCAGGACACCAUCUCAGGUUUCUUGGCCGUGCUGCCCCUCAUCCGGGAACGCAUACCCGGCGCUAGCAGCUUCAAACUUGGGAACCUAGCCAAGACCUACCUGGCGAGAAACAUGAGCGAACGCAGCGCUCUGGCUUCUGUGCUGGCCAUGAGGGACCUGUGCUGCCUCCUUGAGGUCUCCCCAGGACUGCCGCUGGCCCAGCAUAUCUACUCCUUCAGUAGCUUGCAGUGUUUUGCUUCCCUGCAGCCCCUAAUUCAGGCCAGCGUCCUGCCGCAGUCUGAGGCCCGCCUCUUGGCCCUCCACAAUGUGAGCUUUGUAGAGUUGCUGAAUGCAUACCGCACCAACAGGCAAGAAGGCUUGAAGAAGUAUGUCCGCUAUCUGAGCCUGCAGACCACCUCGUCGUCAUCGUCCCAAGUUGCCCAAUUUCUGCAGGCUCUGAGCACCCACAUGGAAGGACUGUUGGAAGGCUAUGCCCCUGCUGGGGCAGAAGGCAAUCCUGCUUCUCUCUCUGGCAAAGCUGAAACAGACACCAGAGGCACCCCAGACCUAGACCUCCCUUCUAGAAGCCAGAACCAGGAAGGCUUGCAUAAAGAAGGAGUGGCCUCUGAGCUCUCAAGGGCCCCAGUUGCCACCAACCACCACCACAGGUGGCCUUACAGCUCUUCCUGGAUGUUCGAUUCAUGGUGUUUUCCAGAUAGCCNAGAGUUCCAGCUUUGACAGCCUGAUGGCCUCCAUUUUCAUAUGAAUGAUGCCUGCAUCCCCACACCUCUGACUCGUCCUAUGGGUGUUCCAAGGCACCCAAUGCUGCAUCCUUUAAUACAGUUUCUUAUGGUUAUUGUGGUGACCCCCAACCAUAA
This is a messenger RNA of Mus caroli (Ryukyu mouse), 3091 nucleotides long. RefSeq names its product PML nuclear body scaffold (gene Pml). The record is from RefSeq and is a predicted model, not a curated record. Gene Ontology annotation, cellular component: PML body; nucleoplasm. Gene Ontology annotation, biological process: innate immune response; suppression of viral release by host; intrinsic apoptotic signaling pathway in response to DNA damage. Gene Ontology annotation, molecular function: zinc ion binding. NCBI's taxonomy places the organism in Eukaryota, Metazoa, Chordata, Mammalia, Rodentia, Muridae.